Molecule: messenger RNA, 1719 nt
Organism: Rotaria socialis
Lineage: Eukaryota; Metazoa; Rotifera; Eurotatoria; Philodinida; Philodinidae
Source: the annotation of a GenBank genome assembly
AUGGCUACUAGAAAGAAAAUAGCACAAAUAUCUUCUGUUAUUACUCAUACAUCCAUUCAUCCUGAGAAUAUUCAUCCGUUUUCAUCGAAAGUUCAUCCAAACAAGAAGUUUCAACAUCAUUUUCGAGUGGCUAAAUCUCCGUUGAAGACUGAUAAGGAAGAAUUACCAUUUCAAUCGACUAAUAUUCUAUCCAUCAACAGCGUAUUGAUUAAACCAAAGGCGUUGAAGCAGAACAGUGAAAACAAAUUGUCAUCCAAACCAAAUUUAGUUCAUCCCGACGAAACAGCAGACAGCGAUGGUGUUAGAAAGCGACGAAUCAUAGCCGGCUUCUGUGUUUUGACUGCCAUGCUCAUAAUCGCCAUGAUACUUGGUAUCACUCUUGGCACUCUAUUAAACAAUACGUCGGCGGCAACUACGACUACCACAACAAGUACAGCUACUACGACGAGUACCAGUACCAGCACAAGUGCAACUAGUACUACAACUUCAACAAGUACUAGCACAAGUGCAACUAGUACUACAACUUCAACAAGUACCAGCACAAGUGCAACUAGUACUACAACUUCAACAAGUACCAGCACAAGUGCAACUAGUACUACAACUUCAACAAAUACAAGUACCAGUACAACUAGUACUACAGACACAACCAGUGCAACUGGCACUGCAAGCAUGACUACAAUAGCAAGCAUAACAAGUUCUACCAGCACCACUGGAACAACCAGUACAACUGGCACUAGUAGCACGACUACAACAACAGGCACAACAAGUACUACAGAUACAACUACUACAACUAGUUCUACAAGCACCACUGGAACAACCAGUACAACUGGCACUAGUAGCACGACUACAACAACAGGCACAACAACAAGUACUACUACAACAACCACAACUAGUUCUACAAGUACAGCAAGUACUACUACAACAACCACAACUAGUUCUACAAGUACAGCAAGUACUACUACAACAACCACAACUAGUUCUACAAGUAGUAGCAGUACAGCCACCACUACUAGUACGACUACAACAACAAGCUCAACAAGUACUGUAACUACAACCACUAUAACUACUACAACAAGUGUUACAAGUAUAACCAGUACAACUACCACUACAAAGACGACCACUACAACGAGUACUACACGCACAACAGUGACAACAACGACGACUACAACUACAACAACAAUGGUCCCACUAAAUCUUCUCGUUAAUCCCGGUGCUGAAUCAUCUGGUCUAGCUGGUUGGACACAAAUUGGUUCAUCUGCCGUACUUCAAGAUACGGGUGGUGUGGAAUACUCUGGUUACAACCCACGCACCGGCAGUGCCUGCUUUGCAGGUGGUUUAGGAUCGGGUGGAUCUCCAUCAAGUCUGUUGCAGAAUGUGAAUCUGCUUAAUGGAAUUCAAAGCUUUUCGACAGCACAGCUUGAUGCCGGAGCAUUACAUGCUAAAAUAUCAUUUUAUUACCAAACUUACUACAGUUGGCUGUAUCCAUACGAUGACGCUGAAGUAACAAUCACAUUUCUUUCGGCUACAAAUGCAGUAUUGGGUACACAAGAUACAGGGUAUCAAACUUGUACAUCCAGUAAUCCAGGUUGGUGUUACUACAGUAAUCUUUAUAGCCUUCCUGUAGGUACACGAAGUAUUAACUACAAGAUGAUAUUUACUCGCAACUCUGGUACCAAAAUUGCUGCAUACAUAGAUGACAACUCGUUGACACUCGUUUGA